Octodon degus (degu) is the source of this 2362-nucleotide messenger RNA. RefSeq names its product family with sequence similarity 207 member A (gene Slx9). Gene Ontology annotation, biological process: maturation of SSU-rRNA from tricistronic rRNA transcript (SSU-rRNA, 5.8S rRNA, LSU-rRNA). The record is from RefSeq and is a predicted model, not a curated record. The transcript has 6 exons. The coding region runs from base 54 to 698 and encodes 214 amino acids. NCBI's taxonomy places the organism in Eukaryota, Metazoa, Chordata, Mammalia, Rodentia, Octodontidae. Gene Ontology annotation, cellular component: preribosome, small subunit precursor; 90S preribosome; nucleolus.
CCGUGAGCUUGAAGUGACGACUCCCGAGCGCCGCGAGGGUCUCCCCGGGGAAGAUGGGGAAAGUUCGAGCGCUGCGUGCCCGCGUUCACCAAGCCGCCGUGAAGCCCAGGACGGAUCCCACGCUCCCGGUUUCUGAGGCGGGCCCUCCGCCAGCCCGGGCGGGCGGAGCGGGUGCGAAGGACUGGGGGUUCCUCCACACCAACAUCUUUACUGGGACCCAGAUAGAUCCAAGCACCCUGGUGCAGAGGCUAGAAGUGGAUGUCAGAAGCGUGGCCUCCCUCGGGAGAGGUGCAGAGGUGAAGGCCAUUUUGCCCAAGAAGGAGAAACUCAGGCAGCGGCGGGAGCGAUGGCUGAAGAAAAUAGAAGCCAUCAAGCUGGCUGAGCAGAAGCGCAAGGAGGAGCGGAAACGCCAGGCCAUGGUGGUGGUGGGAGACCUGCACCCCCUGAGAGAUGCCCUACCCAAGCUGGAGGAGCUGGAGGCCUACUGCCCACCGCCGCCAAGGGUCAAGGUGAGCAGUAAGCCCCGGCCAGCCCAGCUCAGCCGGAUGAGUGCAGCCCAGAGACAACAGCUGCUUGAGGAAGAAAGGACCCGGUUCCAGAAACUUCUGACCAACCCAGCUUACAGAGCCAGUCCCCUGCUGGCCAUUGGGCAGCAGCUGGCCCUCCAGAUGCAGCUGGAAGAUACUGGCCACCUGUGACCAGAGCAGAGUGCUGCAUGCUCCAAGUGGACCCUGCUCAGAGGUGUGGGGAGGCUGCAGCUUCAGUGAUUGCCUUCUAGCAGAGCCUUUAAUACACUAGGGUGGAGAGAGCUGCCAUGUGCUCGGUGAAGCCUUCUUGACCCUUUGCUGCUGCCCAGGGCACCUGCAUCUUGGGGUGGAGCUUGGUGUGGCUAGGAUAAUAGUUUAGAAGACCCACAGGGCCACCAGGCCUGGCCUCCCCGUGUCAGGCACCAAAUGUGGGCUCCCAGCUUGGCCUACAGAAGGAAUAUGAUGGUAUAGAGGCCUGGGCAGGCUGCCUAGCCUCACAGACUCCUGCAGAAACCAUUGGGGCCCCACCUGGCACCUGUGUGCUGCCCCUGGGUUACCAAGAGUGCAAAUGUCAAAGCUACCCUCUGCUGUCCCCUUGUCCACAACACCUUCACCAGGGCUGCAGUUUCCUCAUGGCCUUUGUGGACUGCUCAGUCAGACUGCUCACUCACCACUUUGUGGGAGCCGCUUGCUCAAUCCCCAGGAAGAAGGCUUCACACUCAGUCAGCUGAGGAUGUGGAGGGGAGGAGUUGUGUCCCUGCUGCAGGCUUUGCACUCCUGGCUGUCCUCCACUCCUGCUAUGUAGGACCCACUGCCCCCCUUGCUGCAGGGAUCCAGGUGAGGGCAGUAGCAGGGCCCAAGAGGCUCAGGACUUGUGGGCCCUGUACUCUGCCCUCCUGCUUUGAGUCUCCAUGUCCCCAGCAUCAGUUGUGACCAGCAUGCUCAGUCAGGCUGGCUCCCAAGCAGGACCUACAGCCCAGUAGUGUCACCCAGGCCACAAUAGGAGUGUGCAUCCCAGGCUCCCUUUCCUGGGAGAGCAAUGAGAUUCCACAGAUAUGGUGUGGACACCCUGGAGACAGCUGGCACUGAAAAGGGACAAAAGGGGACCAGCAGCAGAUCCCAAAUCUGUUGGAUCCAGCUGAGACCACAUGCUUGUCCCUAUCCAGCUGCCAUCUGCCGUGACAGCAGCAGGUUCCCAGUGGAGGGAGCAGUUUAGAGGUUUGGGGACCAGUUUCUACAGGAAGCAAAGGACAGAUACUUGGGUGCGUGGUUGGUAGGUGGUGGGUGGCUCAGUCCUCAGACUGCACUGCUUCACACGUGGAAUUAUGCAUCCUGCUCUGCUAGUGACCCAUGAGCCGUGCCCCACUGCUGGUCUGCCUGGCUGACAGCCUUCAACCACCUUCCUUCACUCCUUCCUGAGCACUGGGUUCUUCCCCCAGGGUCCCCCUGAGGAGACAGCCAGGACAGCACCUAGACGUGGGGUAGCCUAGGAGGACAGGGGGGCCCUGCAGGGGAUAAGGGAGGUGAACUGGGUGUGACAGUUCAGGAGGGGCCAGCAGACGUGGUUCCUUGCCCACGUCCCAUGGCUCCUGUCAUCCCAGCAGCCAUGCAUGUGGGAUCCUUCCUGGCCCCUGAGUGCCGGCCUGCUGAGGUUUUCACAGGACCAGGCACCCCAUGUUCCCAAGACAAAGCACACAAGUCCUCUUGUGUGUGGACAGAUGCAGAUUGCCCAAAGCAGCAGGCUUUGCAUGGAUGCCUAGAAACUUCGCUGUCAUAUGUGUUGUCUUUAUAGAAUGAACGUGAAUGACUUUGUAAUAAAAUUAAAUUGAAAAUUA